Corticium candelabrum is the source of this 5479-nucleotide messenger RNA. Its product is annotated as DNA-directed RNA polymerase I subunit RPA1-like. Lineage: Eukaryota; Metazoa; Porifera; Homoscleromorpha; Homosclerophorida; Plakinidae. The transcript has 35 exons. Bases 134 to 5311 code for a protein of 1725 amino acids. The record is from RefSeq and is a predicted model, not a curated record. Gene Ontology annotation, biological process: DNA-templated transcription. Gene Ontology annotation, molecular function: DNA binding. Gene Ontology annotation, cellular component: RNA polymerase I complex.
ACAUUGGUCACAAGCGCAUAUUUCUUCCAGAACUCCGAGGUUAUACGUGCCAGAGACUGCUACACGUAACUUACGUGCACGUGGAUCAACGUACUUGCCUUUGUUGACAAACGACGAGGAGACGAGACUAGGCAUGUUGGCAAGCCGUCGUUUAGAAUUGCCAACGCGUCGCCUCAGCGGUGCUCGUUUUUUGUCAUUUUCUACAGAAGAGACGAAGCAAUUGUCAGUGAAGGAAAUCACCAAUUCGGAAUCAUUUGAUUCUCUUCAGCACCCGACUGUUGGCGGUUUGUACGACCCGGCCAUGGGCCCAGUAGAAAUGCACGAUGUCUGUGCAACUUGCCAUCAACUCGCCGUACAUUGUCCUGGUCACAUGGGUCACAUCUCUUUACCUCUUCCCAUUUAUAAUCCUUUGUUCUUUCCAUUGGCAUAUCGGCUUCUUAGAGUAAUGUGCCUCUGUUGCGACCAUUUACUUUCUCCGGGAUAUUACCUACACGUGACUAGAGGGCAACUGACACUUCUGGCAAAAGGACUGCUUGUGCAGGCACUCGAGUUGGAAGAUCGCUUUUCUUCUAAUAGAUCAAAAGAAGGUGUUGAUAGUGAAACAAUGAAUGGACGACGUACAGAUGAAGUAUUUGAUGUCUCAUCACUGAAUGACUUUGUAGAAGCAGCAAUAGCUAAUGCAGGCCAUGCGAGUAGUUGUGAAAGUGCACAGAGCAAAAACCUCACUGAGGCACGGCAUCAUCUUGUUGACCAAUUUUUAAGGAAUUAUGCACAAUUUAAACAGUGUGGAAACUGCAACGCUCCUGUUCGUCGGCUAAAGAAAGAAGGCCUGGGAAAAUUAUUUAUCAAGCCAUUAAAUGCUACAGAUGCACAGCUGUGGGCUGAAGCUAGGCAUCGUUAUUUGAAUGAAAAAGAAAGAGAAAGAAAGAAAGACAACGGAGGAAGAGUUCAUUCUUUAUACGAUCGUGAACUUCAACUAGCAAAGGAGCAACAGUAUUUAUCUGCACUUGAUGUUCGCACACAUUUAAGACAACUCUUUCAAAACCAUGGAGAUUUGCUUUCCAAAUUGAUUUCUUUGAGUGAAGCUUAUGUUGGGGCUGAUUUGUUCUUUCUGGAUGUAAUCCCAGUGCCUCCUCCCAAAUUUCGUCCAAGUAACUUUGCACAAGGAAGGCGAUAUGACAAUCCGCAAACUACCAAUUUGAGUGCAGUGCUAAAGUCAGCUCAAGAGCUGCGUCAAAUUCUAAAGGAGGACAACACUGAGGAAGAGCAAGUGGAGGGUAAAUCACAUGUACAGAGAGUCCAGACAGCAUGGCAUUCUCUGCAGCUUGAUGUGGCAUGUUUCAUUGAUAGUGAUGCAAUUAAGUUUAGCACAAAGCGUCCAUCGGGAGUCAGACAAAUACUUGAAAAGAAGGAAGGUCUGUUUCGAAAACACAUGAUGGGUAAACGAGUAAACUAUGCAGCUCGUUCUGUUAUAUCUCCUGACCCAUACAUUAAUGUGGAUGAAGUCGGAAUUCCACUGGUAUUUGCACAAAGACUGACAUACCCUCAACCUGUAACGUCUCUGAAUGUCGAAGAAAUGCGUGAGGCUGUUAGCAAUGGUCCACUCAACUAUCCUGGUGCAACCUUGGUCGAACGCGAAGAUGGUACAGUUGUGAGGUUGAGAGGAGACAAUGCAGCUCAGCGUCAGUCACUAGCCAAGCAGCUGUUAACUCCUCCUACUCAAUGGAAUCCUCUUAAUACAUGCAAGAAAGUGCAUCGGUAUCUGAAAGAUGGAGACCUGUUGCUACUUAAUAGGCAACCCACUCUUCAUCGGCCGAGCAUUAUGGGACACAAGGCUCGUGUACUGAAAGGGGAGAAGACUCUGAGACUUCAUUAUUCUAACUGCAAGUCAUACAAUGCUGAUUUUGAUGGAGAUGAGAUGAACAUUCACUUUCCACAGAAUGAACUUGGAAGAGCCGAAGUACAAUCAGUUGCUAGUUCAAAUUUUCAGUAUCUUGUACCAAAGGACGGUAAACCUUUAGGAGGUCUGAUUCAAGAUCACUUGGUGUCAGGUGUGCUCAUGACUGUGAGAGGACGGUUUUUUAGUCGGGAAGAUUACUUUCAGCUUGUGUUUUGUGGUCUUCCUGACUGUCGUUCUCGAAUUGCAUUUUUGCCUCCAAGCAUUUGGAAACCACAACGCUUAUGGUCUGGAAAGCAGAUUGUGUCAACAAUAUUGUUGACACUCAUUCCAGCAGACUGUGAGAAGGUGAAUAUGGCAGGCCAGAGCAAAGUUCCUCACAAGGAAUGGAAGAACACGAAAGGCCGUCGUAUGCUGCUUAAGGCACUGGAUGAUACUGAGUUGUCUGAGUCUGAGGUGAUUGUUCGUGAGGGUGAACUGCUAUGCGGUGUGUUAGAUAAGUCUCAAAUUGGUGCAACUCAAUUUGGGAUUGUUCACUGUUGCUACGAGUUAUAUGGAGGUGAGAUGGUUGGGAAACUGCUGUCUGCAUUAGCCAAAUUAUUCACAUCAUACCUGCAGUAUCAUGGGUUUACAUUAGGUGUUGAGGACAUUCUAGUAAAGCCAAAGGGCAAUCAGAAACGAACUCGUUUGUUGAACAAGGCCGCAGAUAUUGGACCUACAGCUGCUGCUAACGCAUUUGAUUUGUCAGAUGACACAGAUAUAGAAUCACUUGAGAAGGCAUACCAAACAGCCCAUCACAAUAAUGACAACAUCGGCAUGAAGGAACUGGACUUUUCUGUGAAAGGAAAACUUGACUUGUUUACGGAAGACAUUAACAAGGCUGUCAUUCCUGAUUUGAUGAAAAAAUUUCCUCAUAAUUGUCUUCAGCUAAUGACACAUGCUGGGGCCAAAGGAUCAGUGGUGAACUGCAUGCAGAUUUCAUGUCUGCUUGGUCAGAUUGAGUUGGAAGGUCGCAGACCUUGUUUGAUGCCCAGCGGUCGAAGUCUUCCAAGCUUUCUGCCUUACGAUGUGUCACCUCGUGCUGGUGGCUUUGUUGGUGGUCGGUUUUUGACCGGUAUAAGGCCACAGGAAUAUUUCUUUCACUGCAUGGCAGGAAGAGAAGGUUUAAUUGAUACUGCAGUAAAGACUAGUCGUAGCGGUUACCUGCAGAGAUGUCUCAUCAAGCAUAUGGAGGCUCUGAAAGUUGGAUACGAUCAGACAGUUCGAGAUGGCGAUGGGUCAGUCAUCCAGUUUCUGUAUGGAGAUGAUGGAUUGGAUGUUACUAAGACGCGUUUCAUGAGCAAAAAGCAACUUCCAUUCAUAGCCCAGAACUAUAAGGCAUUUUUACCUCAUUGUAACCCUGAUGCUGUUCUUCGUGUAAUGGACACACGGAAAGCACUAAAGCAUCAAGCUAAAGUUGAUCGCUGGAAUGCUAGGCAUGGUGGUCGUCCAAAGGGAAAGUCGUUUUCUUCUGGAUUUUGUAUAUAUUCAAAAAUGCACUUGCCAGAAUUAAGAGAAAAGAUUGAGAAUGCUGACUCUAUUUCAACAAAGAAAGGAAACAUUAUGCACAGGACAAAAACCGAGUUAAAGCUAAUUGAAAGCUGGUAUUCAUUGGGUCCACCUGGCUGGGAGACUUAUAGACGUCGGAGCAGGGCUUGUCCUGAUCCAACUCUCAGUCGAUAUUCGCCUGCAAGAUAUUUUGGCUCUGUAUCAGAAAAUUUAGAGGAUUUGCUAGAUGACUAUGUUCAGAAUAACACAGACAAGCUACUGUGUGAUGCAGAGCCUACUAGACGUGGUUUAGUUCAGAAGGGAAAGUUCUCUACUAUGGUUGAACUGAAGUUUAUGAGAAGCCUUACUGAACCAGGAGAGAGUGUGGGACUGUUGGCAUCACAGUCCAUUGGUGAACCAUCAACUCAGAUGACGCUGAACACUUUUCAUUUCGCUGGUCGUGGAGAAAUGAACGUGACAUUGGGAAUUCCUAGACUGAGGGAGAUUUUGAUGGUCGCUAGUGUUAACAUCAAAACACCAACAAUGGAAGUCCCAAUUAUGGAUUCUAUAGAGGCACAAAACCAAUGUGUUUGGCUACAAAAGGAGCUGACUAGGGUAGCUCUGUCGCAGGUAAUAGAACAAGUAGACGUGUGGGAGUCUUUGUCAAGACUUGGAAGCAAAGCUAGUACAAGGCGACGAAUAUAUCGUAUUCGAUUUCAUUUCUUUGCGUUUUCUCACUAUGAAAACGAAUUGGCUGUGACUCCUGAUGACAUAAUCAACUAUGUAGAGCAAAAGUUUUUGAAAAUUCUUGUCAAAGCAGUUCAGAAACAGAUGAAAAUAGAGCAAAAGCGACGAGUAAAUGCUAUUCACAAUGCUAAAGCAACAGAUAAGCAAUCUCUAAAUGCCAAGAGAGAAGACGUUGAAUCUCAAAAUGAUGAUGAUGAACUUUCAGAGGGAGAGUUGGGAGAUGACGCAGAUGCCAAUGAGAUCAGAUCUAGGCAAAAGAAACAACAGCUUACUACAUAUGAUGAUCCAGAUCAAGAUGAGGAAGAGAUCAUUUGCAAUUUGGACGAUGAGGCUUUAGAUGACACUGAAGACAAGUCAGAAGGAAACUCUCUGACAACUGGGAGUUCAGAUGAUGUCAGCUAUUUGGAUAAUGAAUCAUUGCUUGAUGUAAGUGACGAUGAUGAAUCACAGUCAAGAGGUCAGUGGGCAAAAAAACAAGUUGACAGAGGUAGAGUUAUGGCUGUUCUAGAGAAGUCUUCUCAUAUUAUUUCAUAUGACUUUGAUUCUGAAAAUCAUUUAUGGUGUGAAGCCAGCUUGCAGUUUCCAGUGCAAGACAGCAAAUUAAUUAUGACUUCCUUGAUUGAAAAUAUUGCUGAAAGGGCAGUCAUCCACGAGACUCCUGGUAUCAAGCGUUGUUUUAUACAGCAAGAAGAAGGUAGAACAAAAUUGGUGACAGAAGGAGUCAAUAUCCAGGAGCUGUGGCAAUAUCCAUUUAUUCUAAAUUUGUCAAAGUUCUACACUAACAGUGUCCACAGCAUGGCCAGUAACUAUGGCAUUGAAGCUGCUAGAAGUAUCUUAAUCAAGGAGAUCCAAUCAGUGUUCAAAGUUUAUGGAAUUGAAGUUGAUCCUCGCCAUCUAUCUUUGAUAGCUGACUAUAUGUGUUUCUCUGGUGUUUAUCGGCCUCUCAAUCGGCUUGGUAUAGAAUCAAACACAUCUCCAUUUCAGAAGAUGAGCUAUGAGACAACCAUUCAAUUUUUGAAGAAUGCAACAUUGAAUGGUGAGAUGGACAGGAUGGAGUCACCGUCAUCUUGUUUGGUAUGUGGACGUAUUGUGCCAGUCGGAACAGGAAGCUGUGAACUACUUCAUAAUCUCAGCAUUUAGCAAACAUAACCUAAUUGCGUUGUUUUGUUUACUUUAGUGUAAGUUUGUUUUGGAACUUUGAAUUUGGUGUUUACAGUAAAAAUCAAAUAAGAGAAUUUUUGGAUACCAAAAUCUGGUUGUAGUUGUUUGGUUGUUUGCAAGUUGUAGCUUGUCUGUGAGAAAUUACAG